AGCGCAUACGCAAUUAAUGGAUACACAUUUUAUACCAAAGAACAGGAUGAUAAAAGUACUAUGCAAAAUAGUGGUGUUACCUUGGUAGCUGAAGCAAUGCACAUAUCAAGUGCGAAUGACUUAAAUCCGAAAUUUGCAAAUUUGUCAUAUUUUGGGGUUAUCGAGCGCAUUUUGGUGUUUGAUUACGCGAAGUUUCAGAUUCCUGUAUUUGGUUGCAAGUGAGUUGAAAAUAAUAGUGGCAUACGAAUGGAUAAGUCAGGAUUUUUGCAAGUGGAUCUCAAUAGGGUAGGGUACAAAGAUGAGCCUUUCAUUCUAGCCUCUCAAACUAAACAAGUGUUCUAUGUCAAUGAUCCGACAAGUACGAAAUGGUCUAUAGUGCUUUUAUCUAACAAAAUAGUUGAUGAAAACAUUGAAGAUCAAGGUGAUAUUGGUGUUGGCAUUGAAUCUUGUACAAGAAACGAUCAAAAUGAGAAUGAAUCUUGUACUAGAAAUGAUCAUAAUGAGGGUAUUUGGAUCAAUCCAACCGUCCACGUUGUUAAGAGACGCGUAGAACACAAUCCUACCAAGAAAAGAAAGAGACGUUAGUGAUAAAGGUUCAAUGGCUCCGGAUAGAGAUGCUCCACCUGAAAACUCACAAGAAAACUCACAAGAAAGAGAUGCUCAAGAAAGAGAUGCUCUGGGUGCAAAUGCUCCACCUGAUACUGAAGCAAAAGAAGUUGCACGAGGCAUCACCAUUAUGAAGGGAAUCGUACGACAUAGAGACCAAGGAUUAGUAUACCAUUUGGAAUGGAAUUCUGAAAACCAACCAAUUGGUCCUAAUUCUGCAAAGUUGACAAACUAUAUUGGUACACUUGUUCGUAUGCAUAUUCCAGUCUCCGUAGCUAAAUGGAAUCUCAAAAGCGAAGAGUUGGAUGCGAAAAAAAAAGCGAUUUGGGACGAGCUUCAGAGGACUUUUGACAUACCAGAUGAUCGUAGACACUACAUACUUAGUUUGGCCGGGAAAAGAUAUAGAGGGUGGAAAGCUUUUUUGACAAACACCUAUCUUAAGGAUAAAGAUGGAAACUUUCUUGAAGAGGCACCGGGACGGCCAAAAAAGUAUGAGAUCUUCAUUGAUGAAAAAGAUUGGGUUGAGUUUGUAAAUCAAAGAGAUGAAGAUUUUCGAAAAAGGAGUGCCACGAAUAGUGCGAGAGCAUCCAAACCCGCGUAUCCAUACAAAAAAGGGCGUUUGGGAUAUGCACGCUUAGAGGAUAAAAUUUUAGAGGAGUCUAAAAGUGAGGAAAUUUCACUUCCUGAACAUGUGUUGUGGAAGGAAGCUCGUGUGGGCAAGAAUCGAGCUGUCGAUCCCGAUGUUCAGAGAGUUUAUGCUGAAUGUGAGACAUUGUCGCAAUCGGUGUCCACCGGUGAGGACCAGGAUGAUAGGAGCAUACUUAGUAGAGCACUAGAUGCUCCUGAGUAUCCCGGUCGGGUGAGGGGUAAGGGUCAUGGUGUGACUCCAACCUCUUUUUACAAGCAUCCUAGGAGAAGAAAUCCUUCAAAUGAAGAAGUGUUGCAAAAAUUGCAGGAAUUGCAAGCACAAGUCUCUGAAUUGCAAAGAGAUAAAGAUAUGUAUAUGAGAGAAAAGUGCAAUACUGCAUCGGUGAAAGAAACUAGUGAUAAAGCUAGUUUCAACUGUCAAAGAAAACUUCCCAAGGGCAUUUCUUUUUGCCAACUAUACUUAUCGUCACCGUCUUAUCGCCUAGUUGGCAAGGGAAAAGUGCACAACACUGUGGGAGAUUUAUUUCACCAUAGACCGCUCCCGGAUGGACACCUGAAAGUAUCGGUGGAUGUUGUAUUAGAUCAUGAUGCGGUGCUACCGGUACCUGACAUGGUCUCAGAGACGACAUUGCUGCGAGAUGCAAUAGGGUCAUUUGUUGCAUGGCCCUCGGAGCUCAUUAUCAUUGGUGAUGAGACUGCUCCUACAAAACCCGCAAUUAAGGGCAAAGGGAUUUUACAGGAGGAGGAGUCUGUUGCAUCACUAAAAGAGGCAUCUGCUCGGGAGUCACAACAAGUGACACAGGUCGUUCGUAGCGUACCGCCUAAGGGUCCUCCGAAGCAAGCGGCAAAAAAAGGUGGUGCUUUUUUCCUCGAUAUCGGACGAGGCUCGGAACACUUGUUGAUAUGUCCGAUUUGAAGGAAGGUGCUCUCCGUCAAAUCAAUAUGGAGGAAGGUAUCUUUGGUGUUGAAUUCAUUUCACAUAUUGCAAUAGAUGACUUGGAAGAGAUUUUUACGCAAGAACAACUAGGCGUCGCUAAUAUGCACUCGUACAUCCGGUUGUUGCAUGACAGAGUGUUGCGCGGGACUGCAUUGUCAAACAGAUUCCGUUUCGUGUCUUCCGCCCAUUGCAGCGGAAUGACAAUUGAUUCGGAACCGGAAUCAGUUAGACAGCGCUUAGUCGAUAGAUUCAUGUCAUCCGGCAAUACAGAAAGUCUGAUUCUUUGGGCGUAUAAUACCCGACCAGUAGGAGCACACUAGUUGUUGCUUGCUAUCAACCCGAUAAGAGAAGUUGUAUAUUUUCUGAAUUCGGUAGAUGAUCAAUACAAGUGUUCCGAAGUCAACGAGACGCACAGGUAUCCCGGACUAAAUCAAACAACAUUACUUGGAUCAAAAUGCAGUGUCCGAUACAGCGGAACAGUUCAGACUGCGGAUACUUUGUUUUGAGGUUUAUGAAAGAAAUCCUUCAAAUGAAUCAAUUAGAGAUUCCAAUCACGUACUUUGACGAAUUCCGUGCUGCUUCUUACCCGAAACUUAAGUUGGAAGAAAUCAAAGAGGAAUUGUGUCAAUUUUAUAUUCAUCAGCUAUUCAUGUAGUAGGAUUUGUGUCGAUUUGAAGAGAAUAUUAUAGUACUCCAGAAUAUAUGGUUACUAACUUUGUUCAUAUUGUUGCCAAUUAAUAUUUGAAGUAUAAUAUUGUUGA
This is a messenger RNA of Vicia villosa (hairy vetch), 2952 nucleotides long. RefSeq lists its product as uncharacterized. The record is from RefSeq and is a predicted model, not a curated record. Bases 599 to 2170 code for a protein of 523 amino acids. NCBI's taxonomy places the organism in Eukaryota, Viridiplantae, Streptophyta, Magnoliopsida, Fabales, Fabaceae. The transcript is spliced from 13 exons.